CAACAGAAUUACAUCAUGAUUUUCACGAUUGAUCAUCCACGAGGUCGGCAAACUUCGCCGGGGCGGUUGUCGACAUGUACAUGUACGUAGAUAAACUGUGCCGGGGGGUCGUGUCUUCCCCUCAUGUACUCCCACUCGCGCUCCCGGUCGAGGACCGUCUCCCCCUCCCGCCACCAGGCCACGCAAUCGGUGUCCUACGUCGCGUCUGGGCUCCCAGACGGGCUCGUCGACGACGAGACUGUCGAGCUGCUGCAGGAACUAGUUCACCCCCACGGACACGACCAGGACGCGACUCUGGUCGACGAUAGCGGCAGUGUCGAUGCACUUCCCGUGGACCCUCGACCCUGGUGGAAGCGGCCAUCUCCGUGGUGGCUCAUGGCAUUCACGCCGUUCUCUGUGAUCGCGAUGUCCGCGACCCUGGUGCCGAAGGUCGAGAUAUACACACUGCUCGCAUGCAGCGUGCACAAACCUGAGAUCUUCGCACCCUCGGCGUCUCUCCCGCAGUACACGCUAGCAGGAUUUGUCGAUGCCGCCUCCGCGCGCCCGGGCCAUCCGCCCGCGUUCGAUAUCGCACUGGCGACCACCGAGGCCGGCGCCGCAGACCGCGCGCGGGAGACGCCGAUCGCUGCGUGUGCCGCGGAUCCAGUCGUGCAGGCGGCCGUGGCGAAGCUCAACACGGCGAUCACGACCACCAUGGGAGCGCUGGGGUGUCUCACGACUGGCUGGUGGGGCUCCUACUCCGACAGGCGUGGAAGAACCAGGGUUCUUGGUCUCACCGUCUUCGGCCUGUUGAUGAAUGACUUCGUUUUCCUGGCUGUGACCAAGCACUUCCAGACUAUUCCCGGCGGCUACUGGUUCUUAAUGGUUGGGCCCGUCCUCGAAGGCUUGCUCGGCGGCUUCACGACCGGCAGCGCGGCCAGCCACGCCUACAUCGCAGACAUCACGCCCCCCAGCGAGCGAUCGCGCGUCUUCUCCACGUUCCUUGGACUCGUUUUCACCGGGCUCAGUGCGGGCCCCACGGCCGGCGGCCUGCUCAUCAAAUACACACACAACACCUUAUCGGUCUUCUAUCUGACCGCGGCGAUCCACGCGCUGUACGCGUUUAUGACGUGGUUCCUCCUCCCUGAAUCCCUGUCUGCCGCGCAAAUGCAGGCAUCCGCGCUCCAGAAGAAAGAGCGGGAAGCGGCGCUCGCUCGGCGGGAGCGGACGCUCCUGUUCCGCGUGGAGCGCAUGUUUGCUUUCCUCCAGCCCCUGGCCGUCUUUUUCCCGGAGCGCGUUCCGGGAAAACGAGGCAGGGACUGGAAUUUGAUGCUUUUGGCGGCAGGAUACGGGCUGGCGAUAUCUAUCAUGGGGUCCAUGUCUUUCAAGACACAAUAUUUAAUCGCUACGUUCCAUUGGACGAGCGAGAACAUUGGAUAUCUCUUGACUAUCACCGGAGCGUCCCGGGCAUUUUUCCUUGCCAUUCUCUUACCACUGUUGAUCAAAGCCCUGAAGCGGACCUUUUACAGACAAACCGAGACGCACUCGGAAACCGAACCUCUCCUGCGCAAAGAAGAAAGGAAACCAGAGCACUCUCCUCGGUUUGACCUGUCGCUUGCACGAGUGUCGAUGUGCAUUGAGAUGGCGGGCUACAUCGGCCUCCCGUUUGCGACGACUGGGACGAUGUACACCGUGUUCAUGGUCGUGUCCAGCUUCGGCGGAGGGUUCGGGCCCGCUGUCCAAAGCACCGCCAUGGAGCUGUAUGCGCGGAAACGGGGUCUGCAGGGCACGCCGGCGCACGGCGAGGGAACGGGCCGGCUGUUUGGGGCGAUGAGUGUCCUGCAGGCGCUGUGCGCAUCGAUCCUUAGCCCGGCCAUCUACGGCCUAGUGUAUAUGAAGACUGUGGCGACGUUCCCCAAAGCCAUCUUCUUCGUCUCGAUUGCGUCGCUCCUGCUGGCUCUGCUCUGCGUCUGCUGUGUGCGCUUGCCGCCCGAUGAUUCGCCUGAUCGUGACAUCGAGCACCACCCGGCCAGGGACGGGACAUUGGUGGAUGUCGAUACUUCGCCGAAGAAUGUUCCAGACCUGGUGGUUACUGCGCCCAACUGAGUCAAAUGUAUAUGUACUAUAGUAUAGUCUUCCGCGCUCUUAUCGAUUAUAUGUCGAUUACAUAGGAUUAGAAAUAAUAUUAUACUGUAAGUAUUCAGAUGAGGACAUCAGACCGCCGCGUAUUUACUACAUCUCAAACUUGAGCGUUCGCAGCUGCUGUGCGACCGUCCGCAUCUCAGUGUUCCACUCCCCGCUCCACUCCCGCUCCUUCCUGCGUCUACCCGUCUGCAGCGCGCAGUGCAGCCGCUGUGCGUCCCCGCGCGCCAGAAGAUCCACGGCGCGAAUGGGCAGAUCGUGCAUCGGGGACAGAGGAACCAUGACACGGCCGACGAACGACCGCGACCGGGCCAGUUUCGGGAGUGACUUCUCGCUGUCCUCUGCACGACUCCGAGGCCGGCCCCAGCCUGCGUUGUGUUUCAGGAGCGCACUGCGCGAGCGGCGGAGACUCGGUGUGGCGUCGAGCUCCGGGCCCGAUGCCAGCGCCGGUGCGACGUUCUCGCCCAGUGUGCGCGCCAGCUUCUGCGCGUGCCGUCUGCGCGCCAUCGCGGCCGCGUUCCCGGGGGUGGCAGGAGGGGCGGGUGAGAGGAUGUUCAGCGUGAUGGUGAGGGUGGGCGACACAGGCGUCAGCGGGGGCGAUGGAGCAGACAGAUGGGUGGUAGAGCUGGCUGGUGCUGCAUCAAGGUGCAAGUAGAGCCUCGGACGACCAGCCGUGGCGUUCAGCCGCUUCGAGCUGCUGGAAGAGGUCGAAGAAAGAGUGUCAGGCGAGACGAUUGGGGCUCGCGGAGAAGAGGACCCGGCCUCGGAAGAAGUGGGACUGAGAUGGUGCUGCGUGCUGUUGUUCUCAGACAUCGCAGCGGUGAUGACCUCAGGCGUCACCCCCAGCAGAGCUUGCAGUUUCCGAGCGGACCGCACCAGGCGGCUUCGCUCAGUGGGUAAAAGCACGUCCGCGUGUAACAUGGAGAAGGCGAAGAACGAGGGUGGCAAAAGUGGGGAGGAUCGGCGUGUACGUGCGGUUUAAUAGGAUUGCGUUUUAAUCAACGACCGGAGGCAUAAUUAUUUCAACUCGUGGUGCGUUUCCGAUGCACAACGACGAUGACAGGAUGUUGCCAUUAUUAGUCGCAAGCGCCAUUCACAAAGUCGCAGUCGUAUAGAGAGAAAUGUGCUCUCGACUAGCUAGCAGCGCUCGGCCCCGGGAAGAUGAAGAGGCAAAGACCAGAGCUGAAAGCGAAUCGCAGCUCUCAAGAUGUUGAUC
Messenger RNA from Mycena citricolor, 3337 nucleotides. NCBI's taxonomy places the organism in Eukaryota, Fungi, Basidiomycota, Agaricomycetes, Agaricales, Mycenaceae. The record is from the annotation of a GenBank genome assembly.